GAAAGCUGUGAGGAACCUCAGCUAGCGACCACUGAGGAGUCACCGAUGGAAACUGGCCCCGACACCGGCCAAACAGAGAGCUCAGCAACGAAACUGAGCGAGGAGGAGGUGAAGGAGAUUGAGGAGGAGGAUAACAUCACCCCACUCUCGGAGAAAUACCCAGAGCCCGGGAGGUAUUUGAAGCUAGGGGAGCCAAUCGGGCAGGACCCCAACGGAGUCGUCUACAUUGGAUGGCACCAAAGAAAACAACGGGAAGUGGCCAUAAUUAUAAUUCAACAUCAGAAGAAGCAACAGGAGAUCAAGAAAGAAGUCGAAAUCCUGCAAAUUGUAUCUGGCCACCAAAACAUCGUCGACUUCUAUGGGGCCUUUUAUCAUAAGGCCUCAUCAAAACAUGGAGGACUAUGGAUUGCUACAGAGCUUUGUACCGGUGCGACUGUAGAAGAGCUAAUUGCCACCAAAAGGACCUUAGGCGAAAGAUGGAUCGCCUAUAUUUGCAAGAGUGUGAUAACGGGCCUUAACCAUCUGGAAGAGAAGAAUAUAAUCCAUCACGACAUCAAGCCCGAACACAUUGUCAUCUCCUCAUCCGGAGAAGUGAAGAUCGGUAAGCGACACAAGGAUAUUUUUUUCUCCGUGGUGUUUACUGCUGGCUUGUAUUUCUAACUAAACAUUAACAUUCCUGCUUUUGUCAUACAAU
This is a messenger RNA of Xenopus tropicalis (tropical clawed frog), 694 nucleotides long. Its product is annotated as serine/threonine-protein kinase mig-15-like. The record is from RefSeq and is a predicted model, not a curated record. Bases 46 to 660 code for a protein of 204 amino acids. Lineage: Eukaryota; Metazoa; Chordata; Amphibia; Anura; Pipidae. The transcript has 8 exons. Gene Ontology annotation, molecular function: ATP binding.